AUGGAAAGUGACACAGACUGCGGUGGUGAAUUUUGUCCACCUUGUCCAGAUACAUGGGAAUCUCCUACUUGUAGUGAUAAGGUUUGGAAUGGAAAUGAAACUGACAAAGAUUGUGGUGGUGGAUCGUGUCCAAAAUGUGCGGUUAAUAUGACCUGUCAAGUGAAGAACGACUGCAUCAGUGAUGUUUGCACAUCGUUUAUUUGUCGAGCUCCUAGUUGUACUGAUCAGGUGAUGAAUGGAAAUGAGACUGACAAAGAUUGUGGUGGUGGAGUGUGUGUACCAUGUGCAGAUGGUUUGCACUGUAAAGUAGCUUCGGAUUGUAUGAGUGGUGUUUGCACAAAUGGAACUUGUCAAGUUCCUACUUGUAAUGAUACGGUGAAGAAUGGAAAUGAAACUGACAAAGACUGUGGUGGUGGAACAUGUCCAAAAUGUGACAAUGCGUUGUCAUGUCGUGGUGAUACGGAUUGUGUCAGUAAUCAAUGUAGACAAAACGUUUGCCAAUUAUGUUCCUUGACCAGUUUCACAAACGGCGACUUCGAAACGGGUACUUCUAGUGGUUGGACAAUCGGUGGUGGGUCGCGAGCUGGUAUUGAUUCAUCAUUAAUAAACCCAUCAGACUAUUUGCUAGGUGGUUCACGUUAUGUUGCAAACAUUGCAACCUCACAUUCAAGUAUUGUUACUAAUGGAACUGAUCCAAAUAUUAAAACGUUGAUGCCAAAUAUCGUACAUCGUGAACAACGUCCUUGGUCUGAAUGGGGUCGUAUUAAUGUAUCUUGUGGACAACAUACAGGACAUGACAUUGAACAAGUACAAUAA
Molecule: messenger RNA, 816 nt
Organism: Rotaria sordida
Lineage: Eukaryota; Metazoa; Rotifera; Eurotatoria; Philodinida; Philodinidae
Source: the annotation of a GenBank genome assembly